Messenger RNA from Haemorhous mexicanus (house finch), 1747 nucleotides. Its product is annotated as aldehyde dehydrogenase family 3 member B1-like. The transcript has 10 exons. Gene Ontology annotation, molecular function: aldehyde dehydrogenase (NAD+) activity. The record is from RefSeq and is a predicted model, not a curated record. NCBI's taxonomy places the organism in Eukaryota, Metazoa, Chordata, Aves, Passeriformes, Fringillidae. Gene Ontology annotation, biological process: aldehyde metabolic process. Gene Ontology annotation, cellular component: cytoplasm.
CAAGCCUUUUUAGCUGGACGGGAGGUGUGGCAGGGCAGGCAGCCAAGGGGAAGGACAGGCAGCCAAAGGGCAGGGCAGGAAGCUGGCAGCCAGCCAGUUAGCUGGAAAGAGGGAAGCUGUGGUUGAUAACCCCAGUGCAACUAUCCCACACUGCACCUGUGGGAGCAUGGAGACUGGAACUGUCUUCCCGCAGCUUCCUGAGAGCCAGGCCAAGAGAGCCCCCGAGGGCGAUGGUGGGAACGGGAGUGUGGAUGGUGACACCGUGAGGAAACCCUUUGCAGGGUUGGUGAGCCACCUGCGGGCAUCCUGGCUCUUGGGGAAGACUCGGCCCAUGGAAUAACGUGUGGCCCAGCUAGAGGCUCUGGGACGCUUCCUGGAUGACAAGAAGCAGCGGAUCCUGGAUGCCACUGCCUCUGACUUGGGCAAGGCACCCUUUGAAACCGAAUUAUCCGAGAUCCUCCUGUGCAAGAACGAGCUCCGUGAGACCCUGAACAACCUGUCCCGCUGGAUGAAGGAUGAGAAGGCAAUGCAGCUGGACUCUGCCUUUAUCCGCAAGGACCCCUAUGGGGUGCUGCUCAUCAUAGCGCCCUGGAAUUACCCCAUCCAACUCUUCCUGGUGCCCCUCAUCGGGGCCAUCGCUGCUGGGAACUGUGUCAUUGUCAAACCCUCUGAGGUGUCCAAGAAGACAGAAAGACUCAUGGCAGAGGUGCUGCCCAGCUACUUGGAAAGGGACUGCUUUGCUGUGGUGACUGGUGGCGUGCAGGAGACCACCAGGCUGCUGGAGAACAAGUUUGACUAUAUCUUCACUGGAACCCCCCCGGUGGGGCGGAUCGUGUUGACAGCAGCUGCCAAGCACCUGACGCCGGUGACACUGGAGCUGGGGGGCAAGAACCCCUGCUACGUGUCUGACACCUGUGAUGUGACCAACGUGGCGCGGCGCGUGGCCUGGGGCCGCUUCUUCAACGCGGGGCAGACCUGCAUCGCGCCCGACUACCUGCUCUGCACCAUAGAGAUGCAGGAGAAGCUCAUCCCAGCCCUGCAAAAGGCCAUCAAUGAUUUCUACGGCCCCAACCCCCGAGAAUCCCCGGAUUUUGGCCGCAUUGUGAGUGACAAGCAGUUCCAGCGGGUGCAGAGGCUGCUGGGCAGCGGGCGCGUGGCCAUCGGGGGACAGACGGAUGAGGCCGAGCGCUACAUCGCUCCCACGGUGCUGGUGGACGUGCAGCCCUCAGAUCCCAUCAUGCAGGAGGAGGUCUUUGGGCCCGUCCUGCCCAUCAUCGUCAUUGCCAAUGUGGAUGAAUCCAUUGACUUCACCAACAGCCAGGAGCAGCCCUUGGCUGUCUAUGCCUUCUCCUCGGAUGACAAGGUGGUGAACCAGGUCCUGGAGCGGAUGAGCAGUGGUGGCUUCUGUGGCAACGACACCCUGAUGCAUGUGACACUGCCCUCACUGCCCUUUGGAGGCAUUGGGAUCAGCAGCCUGGGAACGCACCACGGGAAGUUCAGCUUUGACACCUUCUCCCACCCCCGUGGGUGCCUGAAGUGCGGGAUGGGCUGGGAAUCCCUCAACGCCCCGCACUACCCCCCGUACAGCCAGAGGAAAUUUGGGCUCGUCCAGGCCACUUCCAAGGUGGCACUUAAGAGUGACUGUACCCUGCUCUGAGGGUCUCCACAUCCCACUCGGAGUCUGCCCACUCAGGACAUCUCUUGCUGCUGGUCCUGGUGCUCAGGUGCAAUGAAAGAUGUUUCUCAA